Molecule: messenger RNA, 1387 nt
Organism: Haliaeetus leucocephalus (bald eagle)
Lineage: Eukaryota; Metazoa; Chordata; Aves; Accipitriformes; Accipitridae
Gene: CENPQ
Product: centromere protein Q
Exons: 8
Coding region: 1-867 (288 amino acids)
Source: RefSeq, a predicted model, not a curated record
AUGAAACGCCACCACACAUCUUCCAGUAAAAUGGGGAAGACCGCUGGUGGAGGAUCAGCAAGAAAACCAUUUCAAUCAGAAAAUCAGCAAGGGCCCUCCAGCAAAAAAAAGGGAACAGAUGGAGAAGGAGGAAAACAAGGUCAAAAAAGAAGUGAAUUGCUUUCCUUUCAGGUCACUCAGACAGUCAAAAGGAAAGCUAAGGAACAACGGGACUAUUCCCCUGCAGGAGAAAAAGGUUCUUCAAAAAAGGUGAAGCUAACCAGUGCUAAAACAGGAUCUUGGCAGACUCUCUCAGAGAGCAGUAGGCAGUUUCUGGAAACUGUUAUGGAUUCAACAAUACUAUCUGUUUUGUGCCAACGAAUUGAAAGAAAAGAUGAUGUUCAGAGGCACCUCAAUUUACUGAAAGAAAGGGUGCUGAGAUUUUUCAAGACUUUAAAAGUGCCUCCGGGGAAGCUGGGCAACCUGAAGAAUAUCCCGAGCCUUCAAAUGGCAGAGAAACAAAUGCUUGAGACAAAUGAAGAGUCUUUGGUACAGUUGCAGGAAGAAAUAAAUGAAGCUGAGCAAUCAGCAGAACGCAUUGAAGAAACUAUACAGCAGCUGCAGCACAAAAUCCAGGUGCUCAAGAACCAGUUAGAGGAAGAUGAAAAAAAGGCCAGGAAGGUAUUCCAGGAAAAUGGCAGUGGAGCACUCUGCCUUCCAGAGCUCCCCAGGCGCAGUUUACAGGCACCUACUUUGCAGGAAGAAAUUUUGAAGAUAAAAAAUCAGAAAGGUCUUUUAAAGGAUAUGAACACUAUUCAGCAGUCAGCUGCCUUGAAGAACAUGUUAACCCUCAUUGAAAAGACCUAUGAGAAGGUGGACUUCCUUUGAGAAACGAAAUAUAUGGAGUCUCCUUUGCAGAAGAUAACCUAGGCCAACACUCUGUGUUAAUGUAGAGCAGCAGAAUGCCAAUCAUGGAAACAGUGUUUUCCUCCUAAUGGCUUUACUGUUGUGACUGCUGAAUUUCUGUUAAAACAUUUUCUAUGUGUAUUGGUAUACAAGUCUGUAAGUGCUUUCUGAGACUUCAGUGAUUUAAGUGAUCAAUCAAAGUUUUUUGUCAGGUGGGUUUUGGACCUGUGAUGACUUCUAAUGAUGAUAUACACUCUCUUAGGAGAAGAGAGGGAAAUGGAUCCUGAGUUUAUUUGGGCAUUUUCAUGGACUAAAGCAACCUAGUCCAUCAUAUUUGCACUUGUAUAUCACAUCUGUAAAUCGGUGAAGGUAGUAUCUCAUAGCAAACUAACUUCUGUUUUGGGCUUAAAUCCUCUUUAAACCUGAAACAUGUAGUAAAAACAUGAUUAUCUAAUGCUCAGUUACAAAUCCCCUGUUCCAACUUUCAUAUCAUUUUUUAAUA